UUGUUUGUUUUAGUAAAAGUGGCCGCUGCUCCAACGUUGUGGGAAAAGUUUCCAUUCACGAACACGUGUUUCAGCAUCGCAGAUCUGCCAGACAGCAGCAGCGUCACUGGUAUAAUGGACUACGUUAGACCAAGGAGCAAUUCUUCGAUUCCUGAACAUUCGUCUUCCGGUGAUCUGCGUUCACCGGACGGCAUUAUUUCCUGGCACACCUGCCAUCUGAAUAGCGGAAAUUACAAUAGAAGGACCAAACUUCCUGCCCUGAUGAUUAAACGCAGCCAAAUCAACCUUUGGAGUAUUCUGAAACAGUCUAUUGGAAAGGAGCUGACAAAAAUAACGAUGCCAAUCGUUUUCAACGAGCCGAUCACAUUUUUGCAGCGCAUUGCUGAGUACAUGGAGUAUUAUGAGCUGCUUCAGCAAGCGGCAGUGGAAGAGAACCCGCUUAAGCGAAUGGAAAUAGUCGCCGCGUUUGCUGUCUCAGCGUUGGCCUGUAACUGGGAGCGUGUCGCGAAACCGUUCAAUCCGUUACUGGGCGAAACCUAUGAAUUGGACAGAUCAAGCGACUUAGGAGUGCGUAUAGUCUGUGAACAGGUCAGUCAUCAUCCGCCGAUCAGCGCCUUCCACGUCGAUGGUGACGGUUUUUCGUUUUAUGGCAGCAUUUAUCCGAAGGUCAAGUUUUGGGGUCAGAGUGUCAUUAUUGAACCAAAGGGAGUGAUUACGGUUGAGCUGCACAAGUCCACCGAUUCGUUGUUCUGUCGAAGCCAGUCCUUGCAUGAUCAGCAUGGCGUGAUGGAAAUCGUUAGUCACUCAUCAGGUCUAAAGUGUAAGCUCCACUUCAAGCCAACUAGCAACUGGUUUGGCAAAGACGGUACCAACCACAUUGAAGGAACUAUUUUAAGCCGAUCGAAGACGCGGUUGAGGUCUUUGUACGGUGAGUGGACAAAGUUUCUUGCCAGCUGUGACCCUGACAGUUAUGAUUCGAAUUUUACGAUCUGGGGUAAGGAAAGACAGAGUUAUCGCGCCAGAGAGAGCAGCUACAAGGCACACAGGUCCAUUUCCGAUGAUUCUUCCAUAGACAUCGUCUUGCCUUUGUUGACUGGAUCAACGUUAUUGUGGUGUGCCAAGCCGCGACCGUCGUGUAGCAGAGAGUAUUAUAAUUUCACGUCCUUUGCGAUGAUGCUCAACGAGUACGACUCAGAAAGGGACCGUAAUAUUCCGCUGACAGACUCAAGAUUACGGCCAGAUGUGAGACAUAUGGAAAAUGGUGACAUCGAGCAUGCUACGACAGAAAAGUCAAGACUCGAAGAGAAGCAGAGACAAGUAACUGCACAACGCAAGAAGGACAAGAACAUAUGGAAACCCUUGUAAAA
This is a messenger RNA of Soboliphyme baturini, 1367 nucleotides long. Lineage: Eukaryota; Metazoa; Nematoda; Enoplea; Dioctophymatida; Soboliphymatidae. The record is from the annotation of a GenBank genome assembly.